AUGGAGUUCGCCGACUACCCGGGGCUCAAUGCAGACCUAGCAGCAGAUUUCCAUGCGCGGCACUUCACCAGGCGGGACACGCACAUGUUCUCGGACCAUCUGGGACAGAUGCCACACUUCAACCCUGCCGCCCUAGCUGGUCUGGCCGUCGACGUCAAGCCGCGCUUGACAAAGGAACAGCACGAUGUACUCGAGAAUGAAUUCAGAAAGCAAGCAAAGCCCAACACAAACACUAAGAAGAGGUUCGCCGAGGUCUUGGGUGUGUCAUUAGACAAGGUCAACAACUGGUUCCAGAACCGUAGAGCAAAGUCGAAGCAGGAUGCNCAAAAGGCUGCCGGUGCUUUCAACAUGUUGCAAGCGCAGCAACAACAACAGCAGCAGCAAGGCCAACAGCAGCAGCAGAACUUCGUCGGCAUCAACCCAAUGGGUGGAAUGAACAGCAUGCCUGGCGACCAGCCCUUNUGCAUGCCUAAUCUGUACAAUGGUGUCCGGGACAACUCCAUCAUUGACGGCUCAAUGUCCAACGGCCUAGGAAUCAGCCAGCCUGAAAGCACUUUUGCAUCGCUUGACCAGAUCACAUCACAACCCAUGCGCCACCAGGCGUCAACACAAUCUCUAGCCUCCCAGCACUCAGUGCAAUCUGGAUCGCUCUCCGAAGCCAACAACAGACACACUCUGACCCAAGCUCAGUUCGAUGCUUACUCGCAGCCAAGUUUCGCCAACAUGUCGGCAGCUGAUACAAACAACGCCUUGAACUCGACUGCUAAUGGCGAUUUCUACUCGGAAUUUUGCGAUUUCUCAUUCGACCCUCAGUCUGUUGACCCAUUGACUUCCCCCNNUCCCAUGCAAUCCAACGAAAGCAUCGAUUCUUUUGCUCCUGAUGUGGUGCCUGAUUUCAAGCCGUCCGACAACCAGCUACGUAACGCUUCAUCGAGUUCUGAGGGAUCUGCUCCUUCAUUAACCAUCUCGCCAGCAGCAGAGGAUAAGGAAGACACAUUCGACAUGAACUUGCCAAGCGAGGAUAAACCCUCGCAAGCCACUGUGACGUCUCCUCAAUGGCAGCCUGGGCAGUCUGUUCCCGUGGAAAUGGACAAUCUCCGCAAGGAGUUCCAGGAGGCUGCUAUGCGUCGUGACUUCUCUGUCCAAUCAAUCCCUGAUCCCAGCGAGUACCUCGAUGCACCCAUGGCUUUCCCUGGUGACGACUACAACCGCCGCGAAUCUUCAACGGUCCAGCUUGCUCGUUCGAUGCAAAGCUUCACCAUGGCUUCCCAACGCUCAGCCAUGCCCUCAUCCAGCAUCGCUGCGCGCCGACAGCGUCCUCGCCCUGCUCCUUUGGGCACCACUAGUGCGAGCACGCGUAGCACUUCUUACUGCGGCACACUACCCACAUCUCCAGGUGCCGUUGGUGGCAAUCACGCCGUCGGAGGCCACAGUCUUCGUCGUAUCAAGUCGUCGCAAGCCAUGAACGGCAUUGCUGGUGGCCGCAUUCAGAAGAACAUUGGUUCCGCUCAGCGAUCGCCUUCUGGCUACACCACNUUUGCCGAGGCCAACAAUGCCCGAUUCGGUCGCCGUGUUUCCUCGUUUUCUCCUGCCUAUGCCAGUCUUGCUGCAUCGAACGUUAGUCUCGCUCCUCCGACUCCGCUGUCUCCUACCAAGACAGCAAAGACACUCCGUCAGAUGCAAUCUCAACCUAUGCUCAGACAGACGAGCUUGCCUGAGGGCGAUGAGAACUACAUAUUCUCUGGCAUGAACUUCUCCCCACCCUCAACGCCUCUCUACGGUGGUCAAUUCAUCCGCAGCCGUAUGGGAAGUCUGGCGGUCCCUGCUGACAACACCCCUCCUCAAUCCGCCCCGGCAACUCAGCAAUGUUUCCCUAGUGGUGCUUUCAGCCCGCCUCACAUGUCGGCAAUGCCCAUGGUUCAGUCGCAGGUCAAUCCCCAAGGUUUCCUUGGUAUGCUGCCUAAUGAGUACCCUCAGAUGCACAAUGUCAUGUUCCCUGCUCAGCAACAGCAAAGUCAAUACAUGGAUACGCAGAUGUCGUACAUCAUGACAAACACAGGCGAGGUCAUCUCUGGUUACCCUGUUAUGCCUCCNUUUGCUCAAGGCCAUAUGCAGCAAGCGACACCUCCUCAUCAGCAGCAACCUUUCCUGCCAUCUUCAAGUCUCAGCCCUAAUGUCCUUGGCUCUUCGCAGGUUCCGAAGCAUGUCAACCCUGGAGCCGAUUUUUUCGUUCAUGAAUAUUCACCUCCGCGCGAUGUGAAGCAAUCCAACACUCCUCGCAAAGCCGUCGAGACUGGACCUAAAAACUACACCUUUUCCAACCAUGGACCCGAAUACUUCGAGAAGCACGCCAAACANAAAGGUAGUUCUAGCCCUGCCUCAUCUUCUUGUGAAUCGGCUGCGGCAUGA
Messenger RNA from Aureobasidium musti, 2409 nucleotides. Lineage: Eukaryota; Fungi; Ascomycota; Dothideomycetes; Dothideales; Saccotheciaceae. The record is from the annotation of a GenBank genome assembly.